This is a messenger RNA of Talaromyces proteolyticus, 492 nucleotides long. RefSeq lists its product as uncharacterized. The coding region runs from base 1 to 492 and encodes 163 amino acids. The transcript is spliced from 2 exons. Lineage: Eukaryota; Fungi; Ascomycota; Eurotiomycetes; Eurotiales; Trichocomaceae. The record is from RefSeq and is a predicted model, not a curated record. Gene Ontology annotation, biological process: mitochondrion organization. Gene Ontology annotation, cellular component: mitochondrion; nucleus.
AUGCCUCGUCAAAGCCGUGGUCGUGCACCUGCCGCCCCUGCGCGCAGCGCUCCUACUCGUCCUACCGCUGCUCCAGCCAGGCCUGCUGCUCCUCAUACACAGCAGAGCCAACCUCACUCCACCGCUGCUCACCCUCCUGCUCCCGUGCAACAGGCUCCUGCCCAAAGCCAGGGACCGGGUCUCUUUGGCCAGAUGGCCUCUACUGCUGCUGGUGUCGCAGUCGGCUCUUCCAUCGGCCACGCCAUCGGCGGUUUCUUCUCUGGCGGAUCCAGCGCCCCUGCUGAACCCCAACAAGCUCAAGCCCCCGCCGAGGCCAUGGACAACGGUCUCUACGCCAGCCAGAACUCUGCCUCCUCCUGGGAUACCCCCGCCUGCGCGACCGAUGUGCAGAACUUCCGCAAGUGCAUGGACGACAACCAGGGAAAUAUGACUAUCUGUGGAUGGUAUCUGGACCAGCUGAAGGCUUGCCAGGCUGCUGCUAAGCCUUACUAG